CUACUCCACAUACACAUCCCAACUUCUUCCCCGCCAUGUGGACUUUUCUUUUUCCUACUUUCUCUCUCUGCAUUCUCUCUUACACCUGUCUUUAUCUGAAAAAUAACCGAUGAGCUCGUCGCCGUCAAGAAAUCCAACGAACGCCGAAGCACCUCCGCCACCACCAACAUCGACGGAUGCUGUGGCAGAGGGUUCGUCUAAGAAAGUGAGGAAACCAUAUACCAUCACCAAGUCAAGAGAGAGCUGGACAGAGGAAGAGCACGAUAAGUUUCUUGAAGCACUUCAACUGUAAUAAUUUAUCUCUGUUUCUCUGUUUUUAGAGACUUCAAAUUUCUUAGUUUGCUGCUGAUUUCUGAGUUUAGUUAGUUAUAGACUGAACAAACAGAGGAAAGUUUAUGUUACUUAGCUUAGGUCUAGUAGUAACUUAGCUAUAAAAAAUCUGCUUAGCUAAAAAGAUCUGCUUCUUGGAGCACUUCAACUGUAAUAAAUUUAUAGUUGUGUUGACUUUUUGAAAGUGUUAUUGAUGUAACUAGGACCUGAUUCUGCUGAUACUACUACUCCUCUAUGUUCCUUAGGUUUGAUCGUGACUGGAAGAAGAUUGAAGAUUUUGUUGGUUCAAAGACUGUGAUUCAGAUAAGGAGUCAUGCUCAAAAAUACUUUCUCAAGGUUCAGAAAAACGGGACAUUAGCUCAUGUGCCACCUCCUCGACCUAAGCGCAAAGCAGCUCAUCCGUAUCCUCAAAAGGCAUCAAAGAACGCUCAAAUGCCACUUCAAGUUUCCACGUCUUUUACUACUACGCGAAAUGGCGACAUGCCGGGAUAUGCUUCAUGGGAUGAUGCCUCAAUGCUGCUAAACAGAGUUAUUUCACCACAACAUGAACUUGCUACUCUUCGUGGAGCAGAAGCUGAUAUUGGAUCAAAGGGCUUAUUAAAUGUUAGUAGCCCUUCUACAUCUGGCAUGGGAAGCUCAAGCCGAACAGUAUCAGGUUCUGAGAUUGUAAGAAAGGCUAAACAGCCUCCAGUGCUUCACGGUGUUCCUGAUUUUGCUGAAGUUUAUAAUUUCAUUGGGAGUGUCUUUGAUCCUGAAACGAGAGGCCAUGUGGAAAAGCUCAAGGAAAUGGAUCCUAUAAAUUUCGAAACUGUUCUGUUAUUGAUGAGAAACCUCACAGUUAACUUAUCAAACCCUGAUUUAGAAUCCACUAGGAAAGUCCUCUUAUCAUAUGACAACGUGACGACCGAGCUCCCAAGCGUUGUUUCCCUUGUCAAGAACUCAACAAGCGACAAAUCAGCAUAACAAAAAUAUGAGCCAUCAGCUAGCAAGUAAGUGUUUUUCCCUCUUUUUCCUCUGACCUUUUAAAUUCAGUACAAGAAAACAUUUCACUACUAUUAGAAGUCACAUGAGUUCAUGGUUAGAUAUAAGUCUAGUGACAGUUCUCUAACUCUAAGGUUUGCAAUAAGAGUUCUAUAGUUAGUCACAGUCUGGGAUACAAGAUAUAUACACUACGGUAUUUUGAGUAUUAGCACCAGUUCAGGCUUCUUGCAAACUUUGUAAAGUCUUGCAUAAGAGUUAUAUGGUUCUCACCGUAUUGGCAGGUUUACUCAUUGGUUUCCCAUGUUUAAUAAACUUUGGUGUUAUACGUCACUGGAAUCACAAUCGUGUCACUGCAUCAUCAUGUGGGAAUUGUGUAAAAGGUCUUUGUUGUUUUGAGGAGAAACAUAAGCCAAGUUUUGAAGCUAUAGGGGGCUUCCGCAGAUUUUGACCAGGACUAGUUGGGUGAAUGGUAGGUAUAAUAUAUGUAAGGGGUUUUUCUACUAGUUGCAAGACAGCCUCAUUCUCAUCCACCCGUUACUCUUGUACUAAAAUCUCGUCAUAACUUUUUGUUCAGUUGUUGUGUAUUUGUGUAAAAGAUAAGUCCUAGGACUGAGUGUAAUGGUUCAAGAUCAGUGUUAAGUAAAUGACGGCAACUCUAUUGUUUUAAAGUUGACAGCUUUCUUUAUAUAUUAUGGGGUUUGAUUCAGAAUUUUGUUUUUAAUAAGGA
Arabidopsis thaliana (thale cress) is the source of this 2038-nucleotide messenger RNA. It is a transcript of the gene RVE8, whose product is annotated as Homeodomain-like superfamily protein. The record is from RefSeq and is marked reviewed. Bases 565 to 1293 code for a protein of 242 amino acids. Gene Ontology annotation, molecular function: DNA binding. Gene Ontology annotation, cellular component: nucleus. The transcript has 7 exons. Gene Ontology annotation, biological process: regulation of gene expression. NCBI's taxonomy places the organism in Eukaryota, Viridiplantae, Streptophyta, Magnoliopsida, Brassicales, Brassicaceae.